CUCAGGUGCAGGCAGGGAAGUACCUGUCGCGCUGCAGAGGGGGUCACGUGGUUCGGGCGGCCCAGGAGGCGGGGCCCCACUCGCCCCACUCACUAUUGCGGGGAAGUUGCUCCGUCCGGACGCACAGGCUGGGGACUCCGAGACAAAGUGACUCGUCCAAGGCCACCAAAACAUCUGAAGCAGAGCUAAGACUUGAACCUGUAUAUCUGGGGGCCAAAUGCAAGCAACUACACUCCUGCUUCACCAACAAGAGGACUUCAUCUACUUUGGACUAGGUCAAGACAUUUGGAGUCUGCUGAAGAGCAAAAGGGGGGCUACUAUAGCCUGAAAUACAUACUCUAGGAGUGAAGGAAGAUUUCUGCUUCCCCGGCCCUUCUUGUGGCUGGGAGGCGGGCAAUGGCACGCUCGGGACAGCUUGCAUUCCUUCUGACAGUAUCUCUUCAGUCUUUCUUACAACCUGCAUUGGCUCAAGGCAACUCAAACAACAGCACAGUUGGAACCACAACAUUGGCACCCCAUCUUCCAUAUAGCCUUUCGAACUCUGAAUUGGCAGCAGCCAUAGCGGUGCCUUGUGUCUUUGUAGGCCUCCUGCUGAUCGGCCUUCUGGUUUUCAUGGGACUCAAAAUCCGCGAGAAGCGCCAGACAGAAGGCACCUACCGGCCCAGCAAUGAAGAGCAGGCAGGUACCCAGGCGGGGACCACCCCCAACCUUAAGCUGCCCCCAGAAGAGCGGCUCAUCUGAAAACGGGGAAAAGGCUCUGUUUUCCAGCCACAGCUUAGAAGGAGCUAGUUUGCAGCCCAGACUGUUUGGAAAAGAAAGGAAAGCAAGUGAAAAAAUAUGGACCUUCUGCUGUCACGUGUGUCCCUCAGCAUUACAGACAGUCUGAAUAUGAACUGAAAAUGGGAGAGUUCAUAAAUGUCUCUAGAAGGGUUUUGAGGACCCUCUGGUGCUAACUUAGCAGUGAUGAGGAAAGAGACAAUCCUCUUGGAGUGGAUUAGUUCUCAGAAGAGAAGGGAUACCCUUCCCGUCAUGGGAUGCCAAUGCUCCAGAACUGCUUCCUCCGUCUGUCCGUCCUCUUCAGAAGGAUGAAUUUGUCUGCCUGUUGUAAGACGAGUGGAAUGGAUUAUCGCUGUAGACAGCACAACUGUCUGAAAAGGAAAACAGGGGCUGGGACUGCCGUUGGGUUUUAAUUUUGAGCUUGAAAAAGUUCCCCGUUUUGUCUACCACUUCCAGAUCUCCCAGUUAGUCUGGUGCUUGGGGAGGGGAAUGCGGAUGCAAUUGGGGAAGCUCUUUGCUGAAGCUCUGGUUUUAAGUAUACCCUACAGGAUUCAGGGCAGGGUUGACUUUUUUUUAAUGAGAAAGAGUAGUUUGCACUGUGCCUUUUAAAAAUGCCACUAUUUAAUAAAGACUCGUCUCGCUUCUCUGGUGGGGUCAAAGACACUGGUGCCAGGGAAGUGCCAUUGCCGCUGGCUGCCUUGGACACAGGUUUUCUGCCAGUUGAAAUGUUUUAAAUGAACCAUAGGAGGGCAGCACUGCUCUCCACAACCAGAUGAAAAAAACUAAGCAAACCUCAAAAGGUUCAAAGCUCAAAACAUCCAGAAAACAUGUCUUGCAGGCAUUUUGAUUGGGUUCUUUGACCCUUCCCCAUAAGUCUAUUACUUAGCAACAUUCAAUUACCAAAAUUAUAGAAACUAUUUCUAGAGUAUAUACAUUAGAAAUAUUCUCUGGAUGGAAAGUCUCCAUCAUCUCUGAUUUUGGGGGUUUCCACUCCUUCUGGUAUAGUAAUAAUAAUAAUAAUAACACUUUAUUUGUACCCCGCUACCAUCUCCCCAAGGGACUCGGUGCGGCUUACAUGAGGCCGAGCCCAAACACAACAGUACAAGCAAUAAUAACA
Molecule: messenger RNA, 1894 nt
Organism: Anolis sagrei ordinatus
Lineage: Eukaryota; Metazoa; Chordata; Lepidosauria; Squamata; Anolidae
Source: RefSeq, a predicted model, not a curated record